This is a messenger RNA of Trichoderma aggressivum f. europaeum, 1092 nucleotides long. RefSeq lists its product as uncharacterized. Bases 1 to 1092 code for a protein of 363 amino acids. Gene Ontology annotation, biological process: retrograde vesicle-mediated transport, Golgi to endoplasmic reticulum. The transcript has a single exon. The record is from RefSeq and is a predicted model, not a curated record. Lineage: Eukaryota; Fungi; Ascomycota; Sordariomycetes; Hypocreales; Hypocreaceae.
AUGGCAGACAGCACCGCGACUUCCAACGACGCCGACGCCGCCGCCCAGCGAGCCGCCGAGCAGGCGCGGCUUCGCAAGGAGCGCAGAGAAGCAAAGAUCAAAGCUGGAGGAUCGGCGAGGUUGGAGAGAAUCACCGGCGUUGGCGGUCGUGUGGUUGGAGGUUCGUAUAUACCGCUUGGCGUUUUCCUUCUUUAUUCACCUGAAGGGAGCUCGUUGAAAGCUCUGUGCGAAAACAUGCUAAUGGGAAAUAUCAAUGCUCAAGACUCAGACUCUCCAGCCCCGUCCGCUCCGGCCACGUUAUCAAAGGCAACAUCAAUCGAGCACGCCGCGGAUCCAGCCGAGAUCGACAUCUCAGAGCACUUCUUCGUCCCGAAAAAGACAUCUUCCCGCAAGCCCCUCGAUGGCGUCUUCUCUCCCAGUCCCGAGCCGUCGCUCUCCGAGGAACAGCUGCGCCAGAUGAUGCUCGGUCUCGAUCGUCCUGAUCAAGCCGGCCCCAGCGUUGGCGCGACGGGCCCAGGUUUACCACCCGGCAUGGAAUUACCACCCGGCAUGGAGGACGAUCCCAUCAUGAAGAUGAUGUCCCAGAUGAUGUCCGCAGGCUCGAUACCAGGCUUCGGUGGCGCAGAUGGAGCUUCCAACCCUUUCGCCAACAUGAACCUGCCGCAGCGGCAAGCUGCAGUUGAGCUACCCAAAGCUUCGUCCGUGUCUUUCUGGCGCCUCAUUCACGCCCUGGUCGCCGUUGGCCUUGGCCUAUUCUUCGUCCUCACGACAAAUUUCACUGGAAGCAAAGUCGAGCGCGAGCGCACCGCCCUGGCCUUCGAUCAAGAGGUGGACGAGGAGACGGAGAGGCGGAAGAACCUGUUCUUUUGGGCAUUUGCCACAGCUGAGGUCUUGCUGCUGUCGACGAGGUUCUUCCUCGAUAAGCGGAGUACUAACGCUACGGGAUUUGUUGCGACCGCUAUUUCGUACUUGCCGCAGCCGUACCGCGGCUACAUUGAGGUUGGACAGCGAUAUUUCCAAAUCUUCUCCGCUGUGAGGACCGACAUUUUGACGUGUGUCUUUGUGCUUGGUAUUGUGUCAUGGCUAGUGUAA